ACAGGUAAAAUAAAAUUGUAAUGUAUUUUGCCAAAAUGUUUGUUCAUGUUGUAAAAUAAUUCUGAGAUUAAUUGAAUAUAAUGUGUUAAGUACAUCUGAAAGAAAAGGAUAUGGGGACACCUACAGGCGAGUAUGAUAACAAUUGAGUUAAGUCGGCCAUAUUCUCUUCAGUUUUAUGAAGCUGUUGAGGAGAAUGGUAGGUGGAAAAUCUCUCUCCGGUCGAACAGAAAUAAAAUGUUGUCAGGCAUGAUUUUAUUUAUCCUUAAGGUCAAAAUGUGUACUAAAAGUGUUUUAUUUCAUGUUUGAGUCAUAAGAGACAUAGAGUUGAUGAAUAAUUGCAGUUAUAUGAAACUCAAUGUCGAGCACGUUAGGAGCACAUGGUAUUUCUAUCUUUUGUAUUUUCACGUUAUUUUUACACUUAUUUAUUUUUGACAGUUACGUGACCGGAUGAGCUGUACUUAAUCUGUUUGGUGUCAUUUCACAUAUUCUCAGUAAACGUGCGAUUGAUGAGCUCAGCCUUGGUCUCUGUGUGGUCCUUUCCGGGAGGGUCGAGAGAACGAACCAGUAGAGAGGGGUUACAAUGGUGCCGUGAUUCCCGUUUGUGAUCAAUUCAGAGCCGAUCUCCGGGGGGACGACGACAACAAGGCCUACAGCAGAGAACAGUGAGGACGUCGCACGUGUCAUCCGUUCAAGUGGACUGUGAUUGCCAGAUUCUACGGUUAAAGAAUUUUUUUUUUUCUCUUUUCUUCUCUGACGAACUUUUAAAAGGGAAAAAUACAUUUCGUUGGACUGCAGAUAAGUAAAGUGAUUUAAACAACAGUUUUAUUUGAUUAAUCUGACUUUUGAGUUUAGCUUUAGAAUAUUUUGAAUCUUUUGCAUUUGAGAAAAUGGCUGAGGGUGGUGCAGAAAAUUCCUUUUUCGGGAUUGGACGGGGUAAAUAUCGGAUGCAGUUCUCUGACACCAAGCCAGGGUCAGGUGAAUUCGGUUAUAAGGCUCACAUUCCUGAUGGUACUAGGGGGAAUUAUGUAGCUCAUGAUGUAAACAAAACUUUCCCUAUUACUUCUACCCCAAAGCCAUGCAAUGUAGAGGGUUCUAGCGAUCGAGACGUCAGCGAUUUCGGGGCUAUAGUUAAAGAAUUGGGCAGACAAAUUGGUGACUCAGUAACGGCCAACAUUUUGUCAGGGGGUGAAUUUCCCAGAACUACUAAUGGUAAUAACACAGGCUCUCAAUGUGCUAAUCUUGAUUUGUCACAGUUGAAUGUCAUUCUGAAAUCAGAUGAAAGAGACCCCCCAGUGUUUAGAGGGGAUGGGUUAGGCAGAUGUGACAUUCAAGAAUGGAUUGAUAUGAUGCAAGUUUACCUGCAAAAGAGAAAUGUCAGGAUUACUGAACAGGCUAAUGAGAUUGUUGGUCAUCUAAUGGGCAGGGCCAAAGACAUUGUGAAAGUAGCCCUACGCAGCAACCCUGCUCUUGACUGCACGAAUCACCCUGAGAUUAUUUACAGUAUACUAAAGCAACACUUUAGUGACGUGUCUUACUCAAGCAUGCCACUCGCAGACUUUUACAGUACAUUGCCUAAACACGGUGAAAAUCCCUUUGACUACUGGCUUCGUCUUAAUAAGGCAGCAGAUAUAGCCGACGAGUGUCUCAGGGGACAGGGUAGAAGAAUGGACAACUUAAAUUCUGAAGUUGCAAUGAUGUUUGUGAGGAAUUGCCCACACCCUGAUUUAGCACGCACUUUUAAAGUAAGGCCGCUAGAAUGCUGGACCGCGAAAGACGUUCAGGAGCUUUUGGACAGUUUCCAACGUGAGCUUAAACUAAGACCGAACCCUAACACCUACCCAGUCUGCCAUAAUGCACAAACGUCCAUACAAAAUUGUGGAAAUUCUAACGUUGUUUCUGAGUCUGCAUUAGUGUGUCUGAAGCAGGGGACAAACGGGCCUGGUGAAUCUAAGCAGGAUGCGAAGGAUCAGUCUGGAUUGGAUCGAAUGGCUGACAUGCUCGCUCAGUUGAUCGAAGUCUUGAAGACAAAGGAGAAGAGUAAACCUGAGUAUGAGUCUUCUGGGAGACUGCACAGAAGGAACGUUGCGGGACCGAGGAACUGUAAGAUUUGUGGCGACACAACGCACACUACAAUCGACCACUGCAGAUCUGAUCAUUUAUGUUUUAGAUGUCAUGGCUCUGGUCACUCAAAACGUGACUGCACAGCAAAAUUUCCAAAUUCAGCUUCUACACUAACAUCACCUAAUGGUCAGGGAAACUGACACGCCCACAUUCGGAGAGGGGGGGUGUGGGUGACCUUGAAAAUUCCCUCAAAGCAGAUACAGACUUCGAAGCUUUGUUUAGCUCCUUUAAGAAUAUAUGUCCUGAUUCCCAGAAAGUCGUCUUUCAAAACAUACAACGCGUUGAAUGCUCAGAUACACUCUUUUACACACCUGUUCGUAUUAAUGAUUCACUCACCGUGAGUGCAAUGUUGGAUACCGGCUCUAUGGCCUGUACAUUAAAUGAUUCAAUUGUCAGUACACUGAGAGAACACGGUGUUUUGGAUAAUGUAGAUGAAGAAGAUACCAACAUCGUUUUAGUUGGAUGCGGCGGCAAACGAGUAUUUCCAAAGUGCACGCUUGAGCUUAAGCUGGACGUUUACGGUUGUGACCUUAUUGUCCCAUGUCUCGUUGUUCCAGGCCAAGGAGAUGAUCUCAUUUUGGGGACUAACGUCAUUAAACAUCUUGUCCACAGGCUGAAAGAUUCUGACAGAUAUUGGGAACUGAUAUCUACGCCCAGUGAAACUAAUCUGGAAAGUGACGAGUUCUUGUCUAUGAUGGCUGGUGUAUAUCGAUGGAAAGGUGGAACAAUUCCCGAUGUUGUUGGUACUGUUAAACUACAACAUGCAGUUACACUUUUGCCUGGACAAGAGCAUCUUGUCUGGGGUAAACUCCCCAUUAAGUCAUGUAGCCAACCGGGCAGUACUGUUAUGGUGGAACCAUCUAGACUUCGUUCUGCCUCCAGGAAUGUUCUAGUGUGUCGUAUUGUCACUCCACUUUGGGGCGAUGGAUGGAUUCCCCUUAAACUGAUCAACCCUAGUGAUAGGCCAGUAACCGUGAGGCGAAACGCCAAAGUGGCUGACGUUUACCCCUGUAUUGCAUUAGAGGAUGUGUGCGAAACUAACCCUGAGCUUCCACUUCGUUCAAGCGUUCAGCAGUCAGCUGCUGAGUUGGAUAAGUCUGAUACACUGACCGACAGGCUGCGAAAGUGUGGAUUGGAGACUCUUGAUCUGGAAAAUUGUGAAGUUUCUAAAUUCUGGAAGGUGAAACUAUGUGACUUAGUGCUCGAGUAUGAAUCUAUCUUUUCCAGACAUUCUCUUGAUUGUGGUGAAGUCAAGGACUUUGUGCACAGAAUCCGUCUGUUUGACGAAAGGCCCUUUCGCUUACCAUACAGACGAGUUCCCCCUUCACAAUACCAGAAGUUACGUGUCGCUUUGAAUGAAAUGGAGGAAAGGGGUAUAAUCCGUAAGUCAGUCAGUGAAUUCGCAUCACCUCUGGUUCUGUGCUGGAAAAAAGAUGGCAAUCUUCGUAUAUGCACUGAUUUUCGCUGGCUUAAUGCGCGAACAGUGAAAGAUGCGCACCCCCUACCUCAUCAGGAGGACUGUCUUGCAGCACUGGGUGGCAAUUCGUUCUUUAGCACAAUGGAUUUGAC
Molecule: messenger RNA, 3690 nt
Organism: Carassius gibelio (silver crucian carp)
Lineage: Eukaryota; Metazoa; Chordata; Actinopteri; Cypriniformes; Cyprinidae
Exons: 2
Coding region: 888-2261 (457 amino acids)
Molecular function (GO): nucleic acid binding; zinc ion binding
Source: RefSeq, a predicted model, not a curated record